Phialemonium atrogriseum is the source of this 540-nucleotide messenger RNA. RefSeq lists its product as uncharacterized. Lineage: Eukaryota; Fungi; Ascomycota; Sordariomycetes; Cephalothecales; Cephalothecaceae. Bases 1 to 540 code for a protein of 179 amino acids. The transcript has a single exon. The record is from RefSeq and is a predicted model, not a curated record.
AUGGGUGGUGGCGGUCCCCCUCAUGAGCCCGUGAUCACAGGCUCAAGUGAUCGCUCGCCACCGACGCGCGCCAUGUCUCUCGUGAAGCGCCCACACCGUCGCCCAGACAGUGAAAUACGCCCUGCGCCCCCGACCCGUCCCAGCUUCCAUCACCAGUACACCAGCGAUCGACUCCGGGAGGGCUUCCAAAGGCCGCCCCCACUAUCCAUGGCUAGCAACAUCAGGAAGGACCGCAAGUCCAUAUUCAAGGAGCUGGGCCUGGACGCCGCCGACGACGACGACAACAACGAGCGGGGCGACACCACCACCCGCGCCGCCUCCUCCCCCGCCGAGGGAGACCACCCCCGCCGAGCCAGCACACCAGGCCCCGACAGCGGCGGCCGGGCGGCAGCAGCAGCAGCCCCCGGCAUAAACAAGUCCCCCGACAGGAGGCCGUGGUACGCGAGGCUGGCCGCGGGGGGAGGGCGGCGGCCGAGGGCGAAGUCAGUCGCGGGUGCGCGCCCCUCCCCCUUGCGUCUGGUCUCGGGACGCUCGUCGUGA